Penicilliopsis zonata CBS 506.65 is the source of this 999-nucleotide messenger RNA. RefSeq lists its product as hypothetical. The coding region runs from base 1 to 999 and encodes 332 amino acids. Gene Ontology annotation, cellular component: spliceosomal complex. Gene Ontology annotation, biological process: spliceosomal snRNP assembly. Gene Ontology annotation, molecular function: RNA binding; zinc ion binding. The record is from RefSeq and is a predicted model, not a curated record. The transcript has 9 exons. Lineage: Eukaryota; Fungi; Ascomycota; Eurotiomycetes; Eurotiales; Aspergillaceae.
AUGCUUUCUCUGGUUCUCUCUGCCGAGCUCGAGGGAGUGACAGCCCUGCAGCCCAAAGAUACCCCUGACGAACCAUACUACUAUACUUUCAAGGUGCAAUGCACUUCGUGCCGAGAGAUCCACCCUAACUGGGUCAGCUUCACUCGUUUUGAACAACAUGAAAUCAGCGGGAGUCGAGGCGAGGCUAACCUGGUGAUGAAAUGCAAGAAUUGUGGGAGACCUGGGUCUGCUUCCAUCCUGGCCGGCCCGAACGCAUACCAGGUUGAUCAGGACAAACGGAAGGGUCAGAAGAUCAUCGAUAUGGACUGCCGGGGUCUGGAGUUUACGGAUUUCAAGCCUGACGGGGAAUGGGAGGCCAAAGGAGUCGAGUCGUCGACAGCAUUCACGGCCAUCGACUUGGUAGAGGGGGAAUGGUACGACUAUGAUGAAAAGGCCGGCGAGGAGGUUUCUAUCAAGGAGCUCAAAGCUCAGCUUCACAUUUUCGCCCGACGAGUUUCGGAGUCCGCCAGCACGUCCAGUCGUCCACCGUAUCUAAUCCAAUCCACUCCUGCGCCCGCUCCCUCACGCCCAGCACGCAGCCAGAGCAUCUUUCGCAAGGGUGAAUCAAAUCUACCGGCUGGUCGGUCACGGUAUCUGCUUGGCGAACCCCUUUCCCAAUCCCUCCAUUCCGGAUCCUCGAUUCCUCCAUCCGGGGUUCACCACGCGCGCGACAGACCCUGUUCAAACAACAUCAUGAGCUUCCAACCCGUUAACCCUCGGCCGUUCCUGCAGGCCAGAGUCGGUUCAGAGCUGAUCAUCCGCCUGAAAUGGGGCCAGACCGAGUACAAGGGUAAGCUGGAGAGCAUUGACUCGUACAUGAACGUGCUGCUUCGGGACACGGAAGAGUUCAUUGAUGGAAAGAAUACGGGGACACUGGGGCUGGUCUUAAUCAGGUGUAACAAUAUCCUCUGGAUGGGCACAGCAGACGAUGUGGAAAUGACAGAUAUGGCAUUGAAAUAG